CACGGAAGUGCUGUGAAAAGGCUGUGCUAGGGAGUAUAAUUGAGUAAAUUCGAACUCGCAGCGCGGUGGAAAAAGAAGUCUCUGCAGACUUAUAUCUUGCUUUUCUUUGCAGCAAAUUUGUGUUCAUUCUUAGCGAAUAAUAUUUACCCAUUACCAUGAAACGUAAAAAAAGUCCUCUUCAACAUCGUCGAGGAGGAACUUCAUCAGAUAGUAAUGAUUCGACCAAAGUGAGCUCCACCCAUGAUUCUUCUAAACUAAGUGCUCCUCAACAUGGAAAUGUUUCUAUGUCCAGCCCAGCUGUUUUGCACCCACCUGCAUUUCAUGUUAAUCUUUCUCCUGGUCCUGCAUCAUCUCAUUUGGCUGUAAAUAAUACAGAGGAAUGGAACAAUGUAGACGAUUCUGUUGACACAGAUGGAGCAGGGCUAAGUGGGAGCCUACCAUCUUUAGGGAGCAAUGAAGCAUUACAUUUUUGUGAUGAAGUUGAUUUAGGGUCUUCACAUACUCCAGAUCUGCAAAGAACAAAAGCAGCCAUUGAACAUUUACAACAAAAAAUUGCACGGACUAAAGAAUUAAUUAAACAAGAGCAAACUGCAAGAGAUGAAAAUGUUAAUGAAUACUUAAAAUUGGCCACAAAUGCUGACAAACAGCAACUGCAAAGAAUCAAAAGUGUGUUUGAGAAGAAAAAUCAAAAGUCUGCCCAACUAAUCACACAGUUACAAAAAAAACUGGAGAAUUAUAAUAAGCGAAUUCGAGAUUUAGAAAUUCAUGGUAUUCCUCGAGGUGUUUUGAGAGAUAUGGGCCAAGGACUGAAGGAUGUCCGUGCCAAUAUUAAGAGUGGUAUUUCUGGUCUGUCUGGAGGAGUUGUUGGCAGUUUGAAAGGUGGACGAUUAGGUCGAGCCUCUGUGGCUCAUCCAACUGCUGAGAAUGUAAUGUCGAAACCAAGGGAAUUUGCACAUCUCAUCAAAAACAAAUUUGGAAGUGCUGACAAUAUCAAUUCUAUGACCAAGUCUGAAGAAUCUAAUGAUGAUCAAGAGCUAAAUAUUCAUGGAAGUGCACUUUCUACUCACAGCACUCGUUACACAUCUGAUGAAGAAAAUUCCAGUGUUACAUCUGAGUCUGGUCAAAAUCAGAAUGCUGGAGAAGCACUAGUGCAUUCUACUGUUCCGAGUCCUCAUCAUCAUGCUACAUUGCAAAGUUUACCAUCUGGAACUGAGUCAACGACCAUUCAAUCAUUGGGCCCUGCUUCUUUUGAUUUAGAACCCAUUCUGCAAGAACUUAGAUCACAAAGGGAUGAAUAUCAGCACUUAGUUGAAGAAAUUGAAUCUGUUAAAGGACAAAUACAACAGGAAUCUACUUAUUUCAGCCAAGCAUUGCAAGAAGAAAGAUACCGUUAUGAGCGUUUAGAAGAGCAGAUGAAUGAUUUGAUAGAGCUACAUCAAAAUGAAAUUGAAAACUUGAAGCAAGGAAUUGCUGAUAUGGAAGAGAAAGUGCAGUACCAAAGUGAAGAAAGACUGAGAGAUGUGCAUGAUAUUCUUGAUAAUUGUCAAACACGGAUUUCACGCAUGGAACAUCAGCAACACCAACAUCUCCAGCAACUAGUAACUUUGGAUGCUGUUGAAAAUUCUCAAGCUAGAGCUCUCUUAUUGAAACUUGUCAAUAUUGCACUAACUGUACUUCAAGUAGUUUUAUUACUUGUUGCAACUUUAUCGAAUAUAAUCAUGCCUUUCUUACGAACUAGGGUUCGAACACUCACUACUUUAUUACUCAUUCUUGUGAUUGUCAUGGUGUGUCACCAGUGGCCUGAAUUAUUAGAAUUGUGCCGUACCAAAGCUGUUACAGUGAUUCCUUCUUUAGCAAAGUAGAAAGCUUCUGCAAUAACUCAAGAAAGAAUUUUAAUUACUUCCUGAAAGGAGUAAAUAUGACCUAAAAGAAUUUUAGUGAGAUUGUAAAUAUAUGUGCGAUAGAUUUAUGAUAAUAUUGCGUGAGUGUGAAGAUGUAUAAAAUGUAAAAGGUAAUGAUUGCAUUCUUAAAGAGAAUUUGUAUGAGCCUUAUGAAGUUAAGAAAUUGUUCAGUUUUGUUUUUAACCCCACCUAUUCAUUGACAUAUGUCGUAUUAGCGAUUGAUUUAUUUGACAUUUUAUAAAUUGUGACUUCUUUUUUUGUAUAGGUAGAAGAAUUUUUAGAUUGUCUUUUAUGAAAUUUGUGAAUUAUUUUUCAAUUCUAGGGAUGUUUUAUGUUUGUAAAUUUAAGUUUAUUUUGAAUGUUUUUAAUAAUCAGUAUUUAUUUAUCUAUUUUCUUUGUAAGGCAGAGUGCUCAUUUCCCCCCAUUACUAAAGUAAAACUUUAAAAAAUAUCUGUACUAUAUUUGUUCAUUAAAUUUACUAGGUGUAUCGAAAAUCUGCAUCCAAUUUUAAAAUACUGUAACUUUUUUAGAAAUCAGUCUUCAAAACAAGAUGUUACUCCAGAAUGUACUUGACUAUUGACAUAACAUAUUGAUGUUUAGUAUGACUCCUGUCGGUUGACUUGGAAAGUCUCCUCAAAGUUCUUAUUUGUCCCAUAUUUACCAAAGCAUCUUUUGUGUCUUUUAAUUUAUAGCAGCCGCUAUUACGAUUUUGUGCUUAUUCGAAUUUCUUUUGGCAAAGACUGUCAUGCAUGCAUACUCAAUCGUCUAACAAAACAUUGUAAAAGGAUCUGGUCAGAUAUUAAGGCCUAGAAGCAAGACAGUCUUAACUAGUUCUUAAGCCAAUGCAUGCUUUAUACAAUUAUAAUGGCACUUUUCUUUUAAGAAUCAUUUGAGGUUUUAAAUACAAAUGUUGAAGUCUCCUAUCUUGCUGGAAUGUGGAAUUGCCUAGUACUCUGAAUUCACCCAUAUUUGCUGGUGUAUAUCAGAUAGGAUUUAAUUUAAGUUAGCAGCAAUUUGAAUUUUUAGAUCAUAGAUUUGUUUUCAGGGUAGCCAGGUCACAAAAGGACUAAAUCAGCACCCUGACUACUUCUUCAGUCUACGCAUAUCUAAUCUGAUAAUUAAGAGUUUCCUUUUCGGUAUCAUCUGAUUACUAAGUGCCAAUAUGGUAAAUUAUUUUUUGUUGGAAUAUCUUAGCCUGCUUUUUUUUUUUUUUUUUUGUUAAAGCAGUCAGUUUCAUUUGAAUUCCUCGAAUACUUAUAAUGUGACAGUUUUCUCAAAGAAAAAUAUCAUGAUUAUUAAGUGAUGAUGCUCCUGCUACACUUCAAAGAAGCCAUGAGGCUUCAUAAUUUAGUACAACAACCGUAUUUCAAUCAUUUGUUUAUCUUCUGCAAUAAAUUGUUGGAAAUGGAUAUAAAGUUGUAAUAUUUUAAAAUUGGAUGAAGAAUAUUUUGAUAAACCCCGCACAGUGGUAUAUGUUCCUUUUCUCCCGUCAUUUGAUAUUGAAGAAUGAUUAAAAUAUUUUAUGGAUGAUUUUGUCUUCAAUUUUCUGUUAUAUUGUUAAGUUGUAAAAACGGAUAAAAUCACAGUUUCUUUUAUGAUAUAAUUUAUUAUUUUCUAAAAAAAGUUUUUAAAUUCUUCUAUUCAAAUGUUUAUAGGUAAGUAAAAUUUAUUAAAAGAAAUAUUUGUAAACAUAAAAAAAACAUAGAAUUUACAUCUAAAUUUACUACUACCUGCAAUGAAUUAUAUGAUUGUGAGAUUUAUGUACUAAAAGGAAAUAUAUAAAGAAAUUUAAUAAAACCAUCAUUAAGCAAAGAGAGGGUGUAAAAGAUAUUUUAGAAAAUCUAAAUUUUUUUUAACCUUCAUCUUUGGGCAAAUUUUAAUUUUUUAAGUAGAAAAUUAUGGCCUAUUUUUUAUCACUAUAUAUUUGAAUACUUGCAAAUAAGUCUAAAUAAUUUUGUAAUGAGAUGAAGUGCUAUUUGUGUCCAAUGCUGUAAUUGUCUUAUUAACAAUGUCUGUCAAUUGUUUGAAAUAUUUGAUAUGCUAUUUUUGCUGCCCAAAGAAGGUUUAUAAUAUGGAAUUAUAGUUUUAUGUUAUAAUAAGUUUAAUAUUAUUUUAAUGCUGUAGGAAAAAAAUGUAUAAUUUUUAUUAGAUGGGCAUUAGUUUAUCUUUAUGCUGUUGCCAAAUUAUCUUAAAUGAUGCAUAAAAUAUAUAUAUAAAAAUUUGCCCAUUUUUUUUAAAAAAAAGUAUUUAUAUUUGUUGUUUUUUAAUCUAUCUUUUUUUCCUCUACAAUGUUAGUGUUUUGUUUUUUAAAUUAGGGUAGUUUUAAUAUAGUUUAUGACAUAGUUAAGCCUUUAAGAAAUCAUUUAAAUUGUUGCUCUCUGUUUGUACAUUAUUGCAUAUUUGAUUAAUCUGUUGCACUAAAUGCUUGAUGUUUUCUGAUGUUUUGAUAAAAUGUAAGCUUUAUAUAGAAAAUUAUUUUAUGUAAAUGAAUAAUUUUUUUUUCAGGUCUAGUAAUAUUAUCUAUUUCUUAUUGAUUUUUGUUCUAUUCUAUUAUUUAUUAUAAAGAUUGUAAAACUGUAGUAUUAGUUAACUGAACUUUCAAGUUGCUCAUUUGUUAUAUUUAUGAGCCCAAAUUC
This is a messenger RNA of Argiope bruennichi, 4537 nucleotides long. Its product is annotated as transmembrane and coiled-coil domains protein 2-like. Gene Ontology annotation, cellular component: endomembrane system. The transcript is spliced from 13 exons. The coding region runs from base 156 to 1862 and encodes 568 amino acids. The record is from RefSeq and is a predicted model, not a curated record. NCBI's taxonomy places the organism in Eukaryota, Metazoa, Arthropoda, Arachnida, Araneae, Araneidae.